This is a messenger RNA of Phanerochaete carnosa HHB-10118-sp, 1534 nucleotides long. RefSeq lists its product as uncharacterized. Bases 60 to 803 code for a protein of 247 amino acids. The transcript has 8 exons. Lineage: Eukaryota; Fungi; Basidiomycota; Agaricomycetes; Polyporales; Phanerochaetaceae. The record is from RefSeq and is a predicted model, not a curated record. Gene Ontology annotation, biological process: mRNA splicing, via spliceosome. Gene Ontology annotation, cellular component: U2 snRNP. Gene Ontology annotation, molecular function: U2 snRNA binding; protein binding.
AUCACCUCAACCUGGAGGCAUACGCCUGGCCGCGGACGGUCACAGCAUAACCCAGCACGAUGGUUAAGCUCACACCGGAGCUUAUUCAGUCUGUAGACUCUACGCUAAACCCCGUCAAGGAGCGGCAACUCGAUUUGCGAGGGUACACCAUAUCUGCCAUCGAAAAUCUUGGUAUCACCAAAGACACCCAUGACUGCAUAGACUUCACCGACAACUCCAUUCUCGUUCUGGGUAACAUUCCCUUGCUCCGCAGGCUACGCACCUUGCUCCUCGCCAACAACCGGAUAGCCUCCAUCUCUCCCUCUCUACAUCUCUCUGUUCCAAACCUGACGACUCUCGUGCUCACGAACAACAACCUCGCUGAGCUUGGCGACCUUGAACCACUCAAAGAUGUCAAAGGGCUCCUAUACCUCUCGCUGUUGGGGAACCCCGUACAAGAGAAGAAAUGGUACCGCGGGUGGCUUGCCUGGCGUAUCCCCAGUCUAAGAGUUUUGGAUUUCCAGAGAAUCCGACAGAAGGAGCGAGACGCGGCAAAGGCGCUGUUCCUCACCGCUGACGGACUGCCUACGCAACUUGCAACGACAUUGUCGACAACAGUCUCAACACACACAAAGGCACCUGUGGCCAUCGACGAACCGAAGCCCAUGGUGGCACCAGGGAAAGCUGGUCGGCUAAUGUCGAAGGAAGAGGCGCAGCGAGUGAAGGAGGCCAUUGCAAAAGCGACGUCCAUUGAGGAGAUCAGGAGGUUGGAGAGGAGUUUGCGGGAAGGUUUCUUGCCAGACAUGGACAGUGUCGGCGCGUAACAUACCUGUUCACGCUCAUCAGCGUUGUACUAGGGUUGUAUAUCUUAGUGCGCUCCAUGUCACGCCACGUAUAUGUAUUCGUGCUCAUAUGUUUUACAUUUGCAAAGGAAAUUUGCGCAUGUGGGUUUGUUCAUCAAGCCUAAGCUUAUAGCUUGCCGAGACCCUUGGUACCGAUCCAUAGGCCAUGGAAAAGGAGAGCGAUGUUGGCAAAUAGAUUGAGUAACGAACUGAUGCCAUGCAACUGAGCGAACUUCGAGUUCAGAGCCUUCAUCUCCGCAGAAACUCCGGCAUCAUUGUACGCCUUACCCUCAUUCUUCUCCAUUUUGUGGCGUUGGAACAUCGUCUUGCUUGUCAGCGGACCUAUGACAGCUUGGUUUACGAGCUGAGAGACCAUGAUGGUCCCAAGCGUGUACGCUUGCACAACGUCCGCGAGCUUGGGGUUCGUGAAGCUCGAGAUGACGUGGGGAUGUCCGCUCGUCCAGAGUAGCAGGAGACCGCUUGAGAGCAGGAUAGAGAUAUUGAAGUACCAUGGGAAACUGCGAUGCUGGAGUGCUCCAAAUUGCUGGCGGGGCAAAGCCUUGAAUGCAAUGAAACCUCCUAUGAAGGUCACCCAGAUCGACAUUCCCAGGAGCCAUCCAUACCCAAGGAUGUAGAGUCCCCGAAGGCUGAGGACCUCGAGGAGCGAGUCGACACUCAAUACCUCUGGUUUGUCAAACGCGGUUCCGGACAUG